AACCUUUUGGACUAAACAUAACGUGUAUUGCAUUUCCCGACAAACCAUUUGUCGCUUCAGUCGCUAAUCCAUUGCCAUCUUUGGCGAAGAAGAUAAUCACUCAGUGAACUACACUAUAGCGCUAAGACAUUGGUGUCCGCCAAUUGGUUCCCAAAGUGAUCGACAAACCAGUGUUAACAUAUGUCUGUGGUGUGAGUCAAUCGCCAACUCAUCACUCAAGAGGUGUAUAUCAUCUGCCAAUCGAUGGACACCAUGGAUGACGAUUCAAUACGUCUGGUAGUGUUGGGCGAGGCGUCGAUGUUGUCGACCGCUAUAUUGCGGGGCAAUCAGAGGGGCGGCGGGUCUUUGAGCAGAUCCUCUGCGGCCGGAAACGCGUCCAACACUCGACUCUCGACACUAGUGGCCGAAUACGAAGAGGAGGACGACGACGCCGACGACCUGAUCGCCGAUCCACUACUCAAGAGUCUGAUCCGACUGAAGGCCAAACUACGCAAAGACAAACUGGUGGUCACGGAUGCCAACUAUUUGCGCCCCUUUUGCGAAGUGAUCAAAAACAAGGACGUGAGCGGACCCAUCACUGGACUCGCUCUCCAAUCCAUUCUUAAGUUCAUUAACUACGGCCUCAUCGGCGGCGACGACGCGGCCGUUCAGAUGAUCAGCGAUUCGGUGACCAAAGCGCGGUUCAUCGGCACCGACACCACCAGCGAUGAAGUGGUUCUCAUGCGUAUACUCAAUGUCCUCAAAGAGUUGAUUGUGCGCCGCUUCGAGUGUCUGACCAACGGUUCCGUCUGUGAGAUAAUGCAGAGCUGUUUUCGCAUAGCGUUUGAGCCGCGACUCAGCGAACUGUUACGCAAAAGCGCUGAACAAUCGCUCGUCGAUAUGGUUCACGUCCUCUUCAGACGCAUUCCCGAGUUUAACCACGAGUUUGUCGAUGAGCUCUGUUUCCUGAAGAUGGGAUCAACUAAGAUGAACGCAUCGCUCAAUAAGCGCUCCAAACGUGACAUCAAUCAAAAGACAUCAGAUUUUGUGAACAAACAGAGCAUUAGAUUCAACAAAGAGGACACAACCGAUAAGAGGCAACACUAUUACGGGUUGGCCUGCAUUCACGAGUUGUUAUCCUACUUGACUUCACUCAUCAAUCCGUUACCCGAAGGCCAGAACACCGAAGCUAUGAUUAACGUCGGCCUAACACUACUGACCGUCAGUUUCGAGACCUCUGUCCACGGGAUUGGAAGCAAACACUGUCUUAUAUCGACCGUUAAGACUGAUCUCUGUUGGAAUAUAAUGCAGCUUCUGCAGAGCGAUCGGCCGUUGAGUUCAUUCGCCGCUUCCCUGCGCUUAGCGUUUCUGAUAUUCACGAAUCUGCGAAUGCAUCUGAAAUACCAAUUCGAGGCCCUAUUGAUCCGACUGAUGGACAUCAUUACCACCGGUAACGCGCCCUUCGAGUUCAAAGAGAUCGCCGCCGAGUAUUUGGUGGCCUUCUUCCGGCAUUUGGCGCAUUUGCCGCACGAGAUAUACUUCAACUACGACUGCGAUCCGUACGCCACGAACCUAUUGGAGGACUUGUUGCAGAUCUUCUCGAAGAACUGUUUCACCACUUCUGUGAUAACACAGCAGUCGUCGAUGACGACGGCGCCGGCCUUUCAGUUCACGUCAAUGCAAAUGCUGUCAUUGGACGCGCUGUUGGCGAUACUCAAGAGUCUUCAAAAGGCCGAGUUGUGUCCCGAAGACGUUCUGGUGGUCUGUCCGGCGAUCACUUACGUUAAUUUGGUUCAGAAGAAAGCCAUCGCCGGCGGGAAAGUGAAUAAAAUGGACAUCAAUGCCGACUCGUCAGCUCUUAAGACACCAGAGACCGAGUGUUUACCAAACAGUGCUUUCGAAGAACAACAGCAAACUGUGGCCGCAGAGUCGCAGAUGGAAUCGCCGCCCGACACUCCACUAGACAUCGAUGUCGGUUCCAUAAGAGUUGUUACGUCGAUGGAGUCGUUCAGUGACAUAACACCCGUUCCCGAAGUGAAUGAACACACAAUUGACAACUUCGAGACAAUAACGCCCAAUGAGUUGAAAGAGAUCGCCGGCGCCGCUGUCGAAGACGCCGACCAAUUGAAACCCGAAGUAACACCAAAGCCGCGGACGUUAGUGUCCUAUAAAUACCCGAACCUUGAAAAAGUGGCCAAAAAUACGUUUGAAAUAAUAGACCAAAAGAAUCGCAAAGUGAUGCUCUCGACGGCCACCGAACAGUUCAACACCAAACCGGCUAAAGGUGUCCAAUACCUGAACGACAAUCGGCUGAUCGCUCAGGACAUGGAUAUCGUGUCGUUUUUGCGCGACAAUCCAAAACUGGACAAAAAACAAAUCGGCGAAUACUUGUCCAACAAAAAGCAUUUGGAUAUUUUGCGCACAUUUGUCGAGAGCUUUGCGUUCAAAGACACGCGUUUGGACGACGCGUUGCGCGUGUUUCUCGAGUCGUUCCGAUUGCCGGGUGAGGCGCCCCUCAUAUCCAUGAUCUUAGAGCACUUCGCACAUCACUGGCACGAAUCAAACGACUGUCCGUUCGAGAGAGAAGACGCGGCCUUUUGUCUGGCGUACGCCAUAAUUAUGCUGAACGUGGAUCAGCACAACACGAACGUCAAACGCCAGAGCAAUCCCAUGUCGUUGGAUCAGUUUCGCUCUAAUCUCCGUCAAGUGAAUGGCGGCAAAGACUUUGAUCCGGAAAUGUUGAAAGAGAUCUACUUUGCCAUCAAAACCAAUGAGAUUAUAAUGCCGGCCGAACAGCAGGGUCUGGUCCGCGACCGCUACCUCUGGAAGUGUUUGUUGAGGAAUAGCGAGACUGAGAACGGCGUGUAUUGGUAUGUGAGGUACACGUCGGCCGCCACCACUCCUGAGUGCAAUAAACCCAUUGUGGGCUCCGGUGGGGACCAGAACUCUAGUCAAGACUUUACGCUACCGUUAUUGACACUAAAUGGGCCCAUAUUUUCGGUACUCUGGGGGCCGACUGUGGCCGCCAUGACCUUUGUGUUCGACAAAAUAAAUCCCGACCAACAGUCGGGACUCACGCGUCGCCUAUUGAACAACGGGUUCAACAGUUGCGCCCUUCUGUGCGCCACUUACGGACAUCUCGACAAUCUUGUGGUGAAUCUAUCGAAAUUCAUACUCAACUCGUCGUCUCUGUCACCGGCGAGUGCGCCCGGAAUGGUGUCCGCCAAGAGUCAGUUCACGAGCGGCGGGCAGUAUAUAUCGCCGACCGGCGCCGGUAUGUCGAAGAAGAGUCAAUUGGCCGCUCAGUGUCUGUUCGGCAUAACCCGCGAGUACGCCAAUGAGAUGCGCGAGUCGUGGAACAACAUAAUUGAGUUGAUAUUGAACUGGUAUAACACCAAAAUGCUUAACGACGCCUUCGAGAUCGAGGACUUCGCCCUCAACUCCAAACGCAUUGUCUUUCGGCGUAAAGACAGCCAAAAGCAAAAGCCCGAAUCCGACACGUCGUCCACCUUUCUGUCCAGUGUUUACUCGUAUUUCGCCGGCAAUCCCGGGAGUCAACAGCAGAGCGACAGUGAAUUGUCCGAAAAUAAGGGCCAAUUAGUGUCUAAAGAGGGCCAACAGAGUGGUCACGUCGGCGGCGGCGGUGGCGGCAGCCAAUCGUCGGCCACUCCGGCCAACCAUUACUGUCAACCGUUGCUUCUGAUUAUUGAAGAGUCAAAGUUUCUUCACAUCGACUCUCUAUUAGCGCUCAUUAAAGCCGUGAUUAACACACAGUUGAGUACCGAAGAGUUUGACGACGACAUCGAAGUCUUCAAACUGGAGAUACUCUUGAAAAUUAUUUUAAUGAAUAGGGAUAGAGUGUCUGUGUUUUGGCAUCAGAUCUCGCGAUAUCUUCUGCGGCUUAUGGUAUUGUGUCCUAACAGUGAAUACCUGUCCGAACGAUUGGUGUCCACAAUCUUCCGACUGGCCAUUCGAUUCACGCCGAGACCCGAUUCGCUAAGCGAACAGAUAUUUCUACUAUUGUGUCACCUCUUGUUAACAUUUGAACCAAAUAUGAUUCAAAGAAAGUCGACGGCCAUUGCGUUGCACUCAUUCGUAUCGCAAUGCAAUUGUUAUAUCACUCGCAGCCAAGACUGGGCCGUAAUAUUCAACUUCCUUCUGGCCGUUGGCAUCGGUUACCAGAAGCGGGCGAAGACUACCAAUCAAAACGAGCCAAACGUGCAAAAUAUUCAGAGCGACGGCGAAGAGACUGCGGCCACCGAUGGCUCGAUAUCUUCUACGGCCGCCGCCACCGCUCGCGGCUAUACAUCGGACUCUGAGCUCAACGUCUCCAAAACGAUUGAUCCCAAUCUGAACAAUACGUUCCGAUUCUUCGCCGACAGUAGCGGCGGUCAGAGCGGCGCCAAUUCGGCGAACGCGGCGCCGAGUUAUCGAAUUUUCGAUUUGGAAGCGUUCGAGAAAAGUACAGAGAUUUUGACACUAAUCAUACGCGAAGUGUUGCCAAACAAUGUCAAAAAUUUUCAAGUGUUUGUCACCGAAGACAACAGUGUCUAUACUGUGGCUCAGUUGGCGGUCGACGCGCUCCAGAGGUUUGUCGAGGCGUCCAUUAAAAUACAAUUAACGCCGGGAAAGAUCGGCCAAUUGAGGCGACCGGCGCCGCAUAAUUCGCGUAAAUCGCGGGCCAACUCACGUGCGGCCGAUUUGGCCAAUAAGUCUCGUCUGUCGCGUAUCGCCAACGCUAUCCUGUCGUCCAGUGAGUCCGACGACGACGAAGAGUCGCCGCCGACCCACGCGUCCAAUCAGAGUCAACCAAAAUUCUCGUCGGUGACCGAGACGUGCGCUCUUCGACUCCUAGAUCUGAUGCAUUACUUUCAUCUGAACGCCGCGCUCACCGUCGAGAACAACUCGUCUGAGUUCUUGUGGUCCGCAAGAGUCAACCAAAAUUCUCAUCUGAUGCAUUACUUUCAUCUGAACGCCGCGCUCACCGUCGAGAACAACUCGUCUGAGUUCUUGUGGUCCGCGCUUUGGUGUCCAUUACUUCAAGGAAUCGCUCUGUUCUGUUGCGACUCCCGGCGUCCGGUGCGGACGUGUGCCCUCACAUUCCUCCAGCGGGCGCUUCUUCUUCAUGACCUCAAAGUGUUGUCGGCCUCGCAGUGGGAGAACUGCUUCAAUAAAGUUUUGUUCCCAUUGUUGUCCAAACUCUUGGAACCGAUCAAUAUGUGUGACCCGAUCGGUAUGGAUGAGACCCGUAUGCGCACCACAAACCUGCUCUGCAAAGUGUUUUUACAGCAUUUAACGCCAUUAUUAACGUUGUCUACAUUCACGGCCUUAUGGCUCACAAUACUUGACUUUAUGGACAAAUACAUGAGGGCUGACAUGCAAACAGACCUUGUCAAAGAGGCGAUUCCGGAGUCGCUGAAGAACAUACUGCUGGUGAUGGAAACGGCCGGUUGUUUCAACGACACGUUGGCCGCCAUCACGUGGGACCGGAUCGCCACGUUUUUACCGCAUUUACAUCAGGAUCUAUUGCCGCCGCAGAUCAACGCCAACGCAGAGGACAAUACAAAUAACACACAAACGGGUGUCGGCGGCGAUGAGACCGCACCCGUCAGAAGCAAUGAAUUACCGCCCGUCGAGUCGCCGACACCACCGACGGUUCCCCCACCACCACAGCCACCGUACGAGCACUCGAAUCAAAUAACAUCACAAACAAUUGAUCCGAACGUAACGCCCGUACCAGUGAUUGGUCUGCAUAUGGCGGCCGUUCCGCCGUAUCUGCAGACCGUUAUUCCCAACUCGACGUUCAUCGAUAUGGAAGAGGGACACAGACAACCGCUCUUCACGCCAGUGGUGGCCGCGCAUCAACAGCCGGCCCCACAACCGGUGUAUCACCCGAUGCCCACAUACCCGGGCACUAUCGAGCCAUUUGUUCCGCCGCCGACCGCCGUUCCCAAUGCGCCGCCAACUGUGGCCACAGCACAGCAACAACACCCACACCAUCCGCCCAACGCACAGGUACUCUCUGCCUACCCCUGGCCGGCGCCCAGCGAUCACAAAAAUUACUGAUUAUUAUCAAUAUAUUUAAAUGCAGAUGUUUUUAAAUUGAUUAAAAAUAAUCUCUCACUUUCUCUAUUCAUAAGCAAAUGUUUUUAAAUUUUAUAAAACAUGAUAAAUAAUUCCAGA
Molecule: messenger RNA, 6162 nt
Organism: Medioppia subpectinata
Lineage: Eukaryota; Metazoa; Arthropoda; Arachnida; Sarcoptiformes; Oppiidae
Source: the annotation of a GenBank genome assembly